Lucilia sericata (common green bottle fly) is the source of this 518-nucleotide messenger RNA. RefSeq lists its product as uncharacterized. The record is from RefSeq and is a predicted model, not a curated record. The coding region runs from base 48 to 503 and encodes 151 amino acids. Lineage: Eukaryota; Metazoa; Arthropoda; Insecta; Diptera; Calliphoridae. The transcript has 3 exons.
UUUUUUAGAAAAACACGGAUCGCAAUUUAACCAAUCAAUUGGCGCAAAUGCACUCAUCAUCUAAGAAUCAUGCCUCUAGUAAUAACAAAUAUAACCGCUACUCUUGGGGUAGUGGUCAUAGUUCGUCAUCCCUGCACAGUAGUGCUGCCACUUUGGGCAUUGGUUCGGGUAAAGAUGAUUUAUGGGCUGCCAUACAAACGAAUUACAAUUAUAUUAUGGACACCAACCUCUUGGACACGUGCAAAGAGGCUAGAUGUGAGAUAGAGGGCGCUGUUAGUGUAUUGGAAGAUACGAUGGAUAAAAGUUUUAAGUUGCUGGACGAUAAUAAUCGUAACGUGGGCUCUUGUGAAGAUCCCAAAGAAUUACGUAAAUGGUUACGUGAUAUGGAAAACAAAUUAGAAAAUGCACCCUCCUUAUCGGAAGCCACCAUGUUGACAUGUGCUGAAUUAGAAUCACAUCUUAAUGAACAUACGGUAAAUAUCCAAAAUUUUAUUCAAAUGUAAAUAAAUUAAAAUUUG